Dioszegia hungarica is the source of this 1677-nucleotide messenger RNA. RefSeq lists its product as uncharacterized. The record is from RefSeq and is a predicted model, not a curated record. NCBI's taxonomy places the organism in Eukaryota, Fungi, Basidiomycota, Tremellomycetes, Tremellales, Bulleribasidiaceae. Gene Ontology annotation, molecular function: protein binding. The transcript has 3 exons. Bases 1 to 1677 code for a protein of 558 amino acids.
AUGCCCUCAUCCUCUUUGGUCAGCGGCGCGCGGACGACCGCGUCUCGACCUCCCCGUCAAAUCCAAUACUCCCUCCAAUCCCUACCCCUCGAGAUCCUCGACCUCGUUAUCUAUCAUCUGGACCGUCCCGCAGCGAUCGCGCUCGCUCGGGUCAGUCCCGCAUUUACCGCGCCGGCGCAAGCUAGGAUAUGGCGUCAAGUCAACCUGUCGGUCAAUCCACACUAUGGGAAGGAGCCCAGAGUCUGUCCUCAUGAGGAGGAAAGUCGGGGUCACAGAGAUUGGAUGGCCAAUAUGCUGUACAGGGCGUCGUGUCAGCACGACGAGGCGAUGGCGGCAAGAGUGAAGACGGUGAUGCUGAGGGCGGACGAGAGACGUCUCGGGACGAUCGAACAUAUCAAGCUCGUCUCGCGACCCACCUCGGUCCAUGCGGUACUCCAGUUCCUGAAUUACGCCUCGCCCAAUCUUCGGUCACUCGAGAUCGGAUCAUACUAUCCGGUCGUAGGCGACUGGGACGAUGAGACGCUCGACCUCAAUUGGCUUAUCCGCGAGCUAUCCUUCCCCCUCUUGACCCACCUCCGCAUCGGAAACGACUCACUGCGUUUCGCCCAGACCCUCGCGGAAAUCACUCGCACGGCACCGCAGCUCGUAUCACUCGAUGUGGACUUGCAGCACUGGCUCAAAUCGCCCUGGUUGUUUGCCGAGCCCGGCCCGCUGCGACACUUUCCCCGGCAGGAGCGGACCCGGAUCCGCAAGCUUCGUUUGAAGUUUGGAGACGCGCCGGGCGCCGCGUCGAACAAUACGGAGAAAAAUAUUGAACCCGCUCUGGCGCUCCUGGAGCAUUGUCCGGACCUAGAGCGUCUGACCAUACAAUACGACGGGUCGCUCAGGUCGGCCGUCGAUCGGGUUACCGACGUUAUCGACAAGCACAAGACGCUCCAGCGUCUGUUUUGGCCUUUCAGCCUCAGAUCGAUGGAGGCGUAUGUGGGAAGUAGGGAGUCCGCGUCUGGGCUCACUGUCAUUGUGAUAUAUACCUGCGACUGGAGCGACAUGCUUGAGCGCAUCCCUUCACCGGCCCAUCUUGAAUCGAUGGUCCUCCUUGAACCCUACACCAAGCGACCACCUAUCUCCUCCAUCCAGCCUACUAUCGCUCAAGCGAUGCUUCCCUCCCUAUCCAAUGCCAUGCGCCGGUCUCGCCAACUCAGGACCAUUCAGACCGUCCAUACCCUAGAAAAUGACGUCGAUAAAGGCGAGAUCGACGUUUUUGACCGGCUCGAAGCAAUGGACACCUCCCACACCUAUACCGCUUACUUUACAUCCCUCCGCCAUCCCUCCAGCUCGCAUGAGCUCUUCUACGCUCGUAUCCUUCUAUCUCAUACGGAGAUCUCGGACACACCCGUCCCGCACCAGACGAUCCUCACCGCGGCGAUUCCGCCCAAUCCUCUGGCGAUCCGGUACAAGGCGAACGACGGGACGUUGAGGGAGAAGGUGUAUAGGAAGGAGGAUGAGGCGAGGUGGCAGAUCUUUACGGACUUCCAGGGAGAGAAGGUGCCGCUGGAGGUGCUUGAGGAAAUGCGGGGGGUGGAGGAGACGGAAGGGGAGUGGGAAGGGAGGGGCAUCGAAGUUGGGGAUGAGGCUUGGAAGUCUAAGCAUCUUCAGCCCCUCGUCCCAUCGAUCUAG